AGAGGAGCAGGAGCACAGUAUUGCUGUACACUGCAGUUCCUGGACGCUUUGAAUCCGACUCGGUGUGUGUGUGUGUGUGUGUGGGCGCAGGUCCGUCUGUUAAGGAUAAGGCGCGUCCCCGUUGCGUAUGCCCGCGGUAUGGGAGUGAAUGAAGGGAGCGCGCACGGACACCGCGGCGUUGACCAUGACACGGAGCCUCGGCACCCUCCUCUACGCGUUCACCUUCAUCCAGAGUGCCAUCGGGGCAGACGCUGAAGAGCGGCUCAUGAACUAUCUCCUGUCCAAGGAGCGCUAUAACAACCUCAUCCGACCUGCCCUGAAUAGAACGGAAAGAGUGACCGUGAAACUGCAGGUCUCUCUGGCACAGCUCAUUAGCGUGAAUGAAAGGGAGCAAAUCAUGACGACAAACGUGUGGCUCACACAGAACUGGAAUGAUUACAGACUGUCAUGGGACCCGGCCAAAUAUGACGGAAUUGACAAGCUACGAAUUCCGUCUAGACACAUCUGGCUACCUGACAUUGUAUUAUACAAUAAUGCUGAUGGGACGUAUGAGGUGACAGUCUUCACCAACGCUAUUGUGCUGUUUAAUGGCACCAUUGAGUGGCUUCCUCCUGCCAUCUACAAGAGCGCCUGUAAGAUCGAGGUCAAGCACUUCCCUUUUGACCAGCAGAACUGCACACUAAAGUUUCGCUCGUGGACCUACGACCACACAGAGAUUGAUCUUGUCCUAAAGUCUGCAGUGGCCAGUAUGGAUGACUUUACUCCUAGUGGAGAGUGGGACAUUCUAGCUCUGCCAGGAAGGAGGACAGUCAACCCACAGGACCCAACAUAUGUGGACCUGACGUAUGAUUUUAUUAUCAAACGAAAACCACUCUUUUACACGAUCAACCUUAUCAUUCCUUGUGUGUUGAUCACGUCCCUGGCCAUCCUGGUUUUCUACUUACCAUCUGAUUGUGGCGAGAAGAUGACCCUGUGCAUCUCUGUUCUCUUGGCCCUCACUGUCUUCCUCUUAUUGAUCUCCAAAAUCGUUCCUCCUACAUCUCUGGAUGUCCCUCUAAUUGGCAAGUAUCUGAUGUUCACCAUGGUGCUGGUGACAUUCUCCAUCAUCACUAGUGUAUGCGUUCUCAACGUGCAUCAUCGAUCUCCGAGUACGCAUACCAUGCCGAAAUGGGUGAAGCUGGUCUUCCUGGACAAACUUCCCAUGCUGCUUUUUAUGCGAAGGCCUGAUGGGAACUCAUCUAGGCAGAGGCUACGGCAGCGGAGACAUGUCAAAGAUAACAGGGCUCUUCUUGAGUUCAGGUGUGGCGCUCCCUACAGGUCGAGAAUGUCUUCUUCUGCCUCAGUCCUUCUUGCCGCAUCUUCAGCAUCAGCACUGUCUUCACCAGCAGACUUUUACAGUAAAGGCUCCAGCUUUUACAGGAAAGGUGAUCAGCGGCCUACAGAGUUCCUGCCUAAUGGCAAUGCCAUGAAUCAAGGAGACAUGAGAGGAGGCGGAGGGCAAGCAGACCUGGGGGCUGAUGUUCAAGAAGCAGUGGAUGGAGUUCGUUAUGUAGCUGACCAUAUGAUGGGAAAUGAUGAUGACCAGAGUGUUAUUGAAGAUUGGAAGUACGUUGCCAUGGUGGUGGAUCGGAUGUUUCUCUGGAUCUUUGUAAUUGUGUGUGUAGUUGGGACGUUGGGUCUUUUCCUUCAGCCAGUCUUCCAGAACCAGACAGUUCCCGUCUAUCAGCCGAAUACUGAAUCCUCUAGGAGAGAUGGGAUGUAAAGAAUCCAUCAACAUGGAAUGAAAAAGAAAUAUCUAAAUUUACAAAUGAGUCACUGUACAGUAGUAAUGAAAGGACUUUUGAUAUAAUCUUAAAAAUAGUUUUCUUUUGAUAUAAAAGAAAAAUCAGUUUUGAUGAUGAGGCCGUUACAAUGAAUGAUUAAUGUCUUCAAGAUUACA
This is a messenger RNA of Clarias gariepinus (North African catfish), 1939 nucleotides long. RefSeq names its product cholinergic receptor, nicotinic, beta 4 (neuronal) (gene chrnb4). The coding region runs from base 149 to 1762 and encodes 537 amino acids. Gene Ontology annotation, molecular function: acetylcholine-gated monoatomic cation-selective channel activity; transmembrane signaling receptor activity. Lineage: Eukaryota; Metazoa; Chordata; Actinopteri; Siluriformes; Clariidae. The transcript has 6 exons. Gene Ontology annotation, cellular component: synapse; postsynaptic membrane; neuron projection. Gene Ontology annotation, biological process: monoatomic ion transmembrane transport; chemical synaptic transmission; regulation of membrane potential. The record is from RefSeq and is a predicted model, not a curated record.